ACUCGAGUCGAGCGCAACACAGUCAACGGUUGAGCGCGGGACCGUUUGUCUGCGUGCGCUCUUGGAGAGUGUUUCAUCACUUUCAACGGCUUAAAUAUGCUUACGGACGUCGGUAUCGACUCGUCGACCACGUUCGCACGUCAUAUUCCCGGAUUGGCGUCAUGAAAAGCCGAAAACAGGGCUCGGUCAAAGCCGCCGGGCUCACGAAGCCGAAAGCCCUGUGCGAUGUGCCGGCCUCCACCAGCCUGCCCCCCCUCGUGGAAGGAGAGCUGCGCGGCUUCCUGCGCGUGACCGUGAGCCGUCUGCGCUGGAGCGUGGCCAGGCCCCCGCCGGUGACGCGGGUGCGUCUGCGCUGGUGGGGGGAGUCGUCGGACGGCACGCUCUUCAUCCCCCGGGAUGACGCGUCUCCCUCGCACGGGAGCGUCAAAACCACGGCGCGCUUCCCCGUGCGCUGCGGCACCAAGCAGCUCACCUCCUACCUGGCAGAUAUGGGCAACUUGGUGCUGGAAGUGUUGAGCGAGCAAGAUUGUCUUCCCGUCGCACACGCUCGAGUGCCGGACAUCUCUCGCCUCUCCCAGUCGCAGCCCAUCACCGGAUUUUACGCCCUGGUGUCACCCGCCUCCAAGAAGCUCGGCCAGUGUGAGGUUUCGCUCCAAUUGGAGCCUGUGGCCGGAGCGUGCCGCAAGCGCAAAUCCGGCACCGAUUUAAGCAGCAACGUUCCUCACGUGGCCACCCUUGACAAGGCUCCGCCUCCCGCCACCGACAAAUCAUACGUGAGCAGCGGUGGAAACGCGUUCAGAGGGAAAGAUGGCCCGCAGACGCAUCGAGAUGAGACCGUGGAGAACUUCAAGUUGCAAGCAAACGGUCAAAAAGAGGACGCUCGGCCGAGAAAUGACAUCCUGUCAGUCAUUUUGGAGCGUGGCAGCAAACUUCGGGACGCUAUGCUUGUGUCAGCGUUGAAAAGCGACAUGGACGCUGCCCCGGUUCUCAAAGACCUCCAACUGCCUCUGCAGAGGGACAACGCCAGAGCGCCUUCCAUCCCCUCCGAAGUGGUCCUUGAAAAGAUCCCGCACGCCCAGGCCGACGACGAGGUCGGAGACCGCCGCCGCCGCCUCGCUUCUUCGCCUGACCUGGACCUCAGAGCUGUGGAUCUCCUCCUCGGCAGGUCGAAGACUCCGCCUCCGUGGCAGGGCGAGGGCUCCUUCCCCGACACUCUGUCCAUUCACAGCAGCGCGAGCGGAGACAGCGAGCUUGGCGACCCGCAGUACGAUCACAGCUUGCUGGAAAAUCUCUUCUACAAAACCCCCAUGUCAGAUUUGAGAGCAGACGAGGCAGCUGCCGACGGCCAAGGGCAGACCGAGAGUCUGUCGGCGACAGCCAAACAGUUGAGGCCGCCUGCGUCCACGACGGGCGACGACGUCGCCGCGGAGCUUCGAGGUGCCUCGACGGAUAUCGGCACUCCUCUGAGUCAGGAGCGGCUGACCUUUCUGAGUUUCAUGCGACUGGUCAAAGUGACCGUCUGCUCGCUGAGCGUGCCGGCGUGCUGCGCCAGCCCCCCGACCGAGAAGCCCCCGAGCAAAUCUCCUUUGCUGUUACGUCGAAAGAAGUGCACCUACUUUGUGGAGUAUAGCUUCCCCAAGACUUCCUCCUCGGGUCGACACGGCCGAAGCGCGGUGCCAGGGGUGGAGGUGACCAGAGCCGCUUCCAGUAACGUCACAGAAGGAGUGGUGAGCUUCAAUCAGCUCUCUGUGUUUCCCGUCCGCUUCAGCAAAACCACGGUGGAAGUCUGGUGGUCAACCGAGCUCCUUUUUCGAAUUUACGUCCGAAAAAAUGACCAAAAGAAAGCCGUCGUCAUGGGAGAGGCCUCUCAUCCGCUGCGAUGUCUGCUGCAGAGCCAACGGCUCAGCCAGUCGCUGGCGCUGCCGGUGCGCACCGUGGACGGCGCUCUGCGACAACUCUGUCUUCUCAAGGUGCUGCUCGAACUUUCGACCAGCAACAGAGACUCUGAAAUGUGUGAGAAAAGAGAGGAUUCGUCCACUCGCUCCACACAGAGUCCACCUCGGGAGUCCUCGCAAUGCCUCGAGUUUUGCUCGGAGGAGCCGGCCGCUCGCUCUUCGGAAGACUCGGCCCCGAACGUUCCUCCCGGUCGACGCUCGGCGGUCACCCUUCCCCGCGCGCGCUGCGCGGAGGAAGCGCCCGAGGUCCUGCUGCACACGCUGCUGAUGGUGCCGGACGGCAAGAACUUCACCGGUGGGCCGGCGCAGGCCGUCAACGUGUAUUUGAACUGCAAGAUGUUCUGGUGUGACGAGGUGGCCAGGUCUGUGGUCAGCUGGGGACGCGCCAACCCUUCUUUUAACUUUGUCCAGGUAACUCCCGUGGCUUUGACGGCGCACUUACUGGAGCGGAUGAGGAACAACGUGAUGGUGAUCGAAGUUUGGCAGAAGACGGGCGGCUCCGGCCACGAGGGACUCCUCGGUCUCGUGAAGCUGCCUCUACACCAGUUCUACAUGUCCUUCAGGGAUCCAAAGAUCGCCCAGCUUCUUCUGCAGGCGCAGUACCCCGUUUUAGGGGUGGACUGCUACAUGCCGGUGGUGGACGUGUUCUCGGGUGGCUGCCGAGGCAGCCUCCGGGUCACGCUGGCCAUGGGCCUCUGCGAGCAGGUGCUCGCCCUGCAGCGCGCCAGAGACGAAGAGGGCGAGACGCCGGGCCGCCCGCCCCUCAGACCCCUUGGCCUGCUCGAGCACCAGCCCGGCCUGCCCGCUAAGGCGGCAGGCUACUUCCGGGCGGGGGACUCGAGCGCUGCCUCUCUCGCCUCACGGGCACGAGCGAUGACCGAGCACGUGUUCACGAUCAGAGUGGAAAAGGUGACGGGCCUGACUGCCCUGCAGUCGACGGUGUGGGGGGAGGCCGACUGUUACGUCCAGUACGCCUUCCCCUGCCAGGAAGGCGCCGAUGUAGACGCCGCGCUCCACGAGUACAACACGGACCUGAAGCCUUUUCGCACCACCACCACCUUGUGCGUGCCCGACCCAGUGUUGGGCCACACGGAGACGCACGCCCUCUUGGCUCCUGAAGGCGUUCCCGUUCAGAAGCUCCUGCUCAGCUCUCUUUCCAGCCAGGGUCUGAGCGGCGGCGGGGGUGUCCAUUUUGAAGUGCGGUGCAGAUACUAUUAUCCCAAUGUGCGAGAGCAGCUGGUGGCCAAAGGGAUUUUGCCCUUGUCCAAGCUGUGCGCCAUGGUCACCAUGCAGGGACAGCAACCUUCCGCCGAGGCCCGGAUGUUCUCCAUAGCCCUGCUCCCCACAGCGGACGACUUGGCGGCACAUCAGCCUGUACCCUCUGGCCUCCUGGACGUGUGCGUUCGCUACAACUACCGGCCUGCGAGAGCGGACGCGCCCGCCGCCAGAGGAGCCGCCUCCUGUCCUGUGACCCUCGUGCUUCGAGUGCACAGAGCGUGCGGUUUGCAGGCAGCGGCCAGAGCCGUAGCCCAGCACGACGAAAGGUACGACUACUUUGCCAGCGUGGGCGUCAACUCCUACGUGAGCGUCCGCUUGUCCUUCUUGCCCGACCACGAGCCCACGUGCACCCGCGUGGCCGCCAGGACCUUCUACCCCGAGUUUGAGCACCUGGCCGAGGUGCGCUGCCACGUGCUGGUCCCCAAGAGCGGCGGUGAAACCUGCAGCCUGGCCGAGCAGCUGGCCGAAGCUUGGGCCGUCUUCGCCGUCUGGAAUAAAGACAGCCGCCGAGGUGCGACUUGCAGGCCUCCAGAUGUGAUGUUGGGCACAGUGAAAAUCCAGCUGGUGGACCUCCUGCGGAAAACCACAGGUAUUUCCGGCUGGUUCGGCAUCUCCGCUGCCCGGGAAUCUCCUCAAAGUCAGCACGCGUCGGUCGGCGGCUUGGAGAUCUCCAUCGGCUUCGCCCACCACUCGGAGCGGGAGCGGCUCAUUCGCGUGGCUCGGGAUUUGGGCUGGGAUCCCACCCGGGCUCAGGUGGACUCUGACGAGCUGGGCGCCUGGGAGCUGAGCGCCAGGAAGUUAUCCCUGACCUUGUCCGUACCCAGAGCCUGGGUACCGCUCCGCUGCCUGCUCCUGCCGGGCCACGACUCCCUGCAGCGCUCCACCUACUGUUACCUCCGUUACAAGUUCUACGAGCACGAGGCCUUCUGCUCGCACAUGAAGCACCCGUGCGCCGGCGAGGCGACCGAGGGCGACCGGGCCACCGUGACCUUCCAGGGGAGUCGCACGCUGGAGCUGAUGAGCUCGCAGCCGCUCUUGUGGUACCUUCGAGAGGAGAGGCUGGAGGUCCAGGUGUGGGUGGCUUUCCAGAAGGACAAAGGCCAGAGGCCCCGAGACACGGACCGCCUGCUGGGCUCCGCCUUUGUCGAUCUGUCCUCGCUCGCCAAGGCUCACGGGCACAAGUUGACUCUCAGUGGCGUGUAUCCGCUGUUCAGGCGCUCGGCGGCAGACCUGCAGGGCGCCGCGCUGCGGGUGCACAUCAGCCUGACCGCCGACGGUCACUUUCCGACGGCGGAAGACCCCCCGGCGGACUCCGACAGCCAGGAAGAAACCUUAGUCGAGGAGCCGGCAGCGCCGCCGCCGCCAACGGUGUCGCCAACGGUGUCGCCAACGGUGCCGCCAACGGCACCGCCGCCGCCAACGGCACCGCCAACGGCACCGCCAACGGCACUGCCGCCGCCGCCUCAACCGACGCAAAGCCAAACCACCCAAGAUGACGCCUCGUCGCGCGCGGCCCAAGUGAUGAGUGACGACUUGUCGUUCCCGGUCACGCUUGCCGUGCACGGGGCCAAGAACCUCAGUCUAAAUGGCGAGAGCGGCGAAGGGACGCUACGCUGCUACGUCUCGUACGUCGUCGCCGACUCGGCGGCACCCGUAUCCACGGCCGUGGCGGCCCAAACCGACCGGCCCGUGUGGGACCACCAACACGACUGCCGGCUGUCCAAGCGGCUCCUCCUCGACCCUCAACAGAGCUUGGUGUUCAAAGUGUGGCACAAAGGCGGCGCCGAAGCGGAGCGGGCCAUCGGUUUCGCCUCUGUCGACCUGACCCCGUUGCUGUGCGGCCUGCGCUCGCUGUGCGGCUGGUACAACGUCACCGACUUCAGCGGCCAUUGCCGCGGCCAGCUCAAAGUGAGCGUCCGGCCGCUGGAAUGGGUGCAGGACCUCCGAGGGCAGAGGAAAGCGGACGCCGAGCCUUCGUCGCAGUCGGUGCCUCGCACUUACCGGACCAGCGCCACCUACAGCAGCUUCCCUUCCCACAUCAGUCGAUACCCCGAGCAGCACAUCUCCUCACCCGAGCACGUGGACGCCGUCUUUCCCCAAAGCUCGGCGCCCAGUGAGAGCGAGCGCCACCACGAGCACAUGCAAAAGGUGCGUCUUCAUCAUCGGAGCCUUCAAGAGCAGGCCGGCCUUCACUCGGGCAGCGGCGAUGAGCUCACCCGCUCCAGCUCUCUGCUCUUCUCCACAAUCAGCGGUGAAGUUAAACCAAGCAUCUCAACACGCAGGAAGAUUAUGAGCGAGCAAGACAACGUCCAGAGAUAUUUCAGCAGCAAGAUUGCGCCGCCCGCCUUCCCGACGGCCUCGGAGCCAGACGAGCGGGAGUCCGACGAGGGUGACGCGCCGCGGCUUCUCGUCACGUCCCGACGCGAUGUUGAAGGUCAAAGCCAAGAAGCCAUUUGCUCCGUCCUCCAUAGUAGGUCAGCCAAAGAGCAGCACGCAGACGCGAGCUCCAGCCCACGCGCCGCUUCCUCCCGCCUGCCGUCGUUUCCGGCAUCUCAGUCUGAGGAAACGGAGAGCGAGGAAGCGGAAACCACCGACGGCGAUGGGGAAUGUCCAUCACGGUGCAGCAGCAGCGACGAGGAGGAGGAUUACGAGGAAGUGGUGGUGGAGCCCAGGCGUUUGAAUGAGCUGCCCAUUUCCACCCAUAAGACCGCUUUGCAGAAUAGCGUCACGUCACACCCGGACCAGAGUCGGACCAAAUCCGGCGGGGGACAAGAAGCCGUCGCUCGUGACCGCCCCCCCGACAGCAUGGACGAGUCAUCGGAGGACGCCUCGAUCUCUCCGAGCGAGGACGACGCGGUGGGCGCACCGCCCAAACAAGUCUCGCUUCCCAACUUUUUCCUGCCCUCUCAGCAGCUGGAGGCCUCGCUGAGAGUGGUACGCUUGGCGCCCUCCUUCUCCAAUUCAUCCGGCGACACAGAGCGCGGUCCGACUCCGCCUCAAAUUCCUCGCAGGGGUCCUCGGCACUGUCCCGACAUGUCGCCCACUUCCAGGAAGAGGCAGACGGAACGGUUUGCCCGAAUCUGCGCCGCUCGCUUGGACGACGACGAUGACGACGACUAGCACGUGUCGCAAGAUUGUGUGCGUGUGUUUUUAUGUAUAGAAAUGGCAGCUUGGGCGGGCUGCUAUAAAGUAAGUGCCGCACAAGGCGCCAGACCUGCACCCGGCCGGCCGGCUGGCCGGCUCUCCAAGGACCUCCCUGCAGACGCUAGUC
Messenger RNA from Syngnathus acus (greater pipefish), 6504 nucleotides. It is a transcript of the gene c2cd3, whose product is annotated as C2 domain containing 3 centriole elongation regulator. Bases 162 to 6353 code for a protein of 2063 amino acids. Gene Ontology annotation, cellular component: centriolar satellite; centriole. The record is from RefSeq and is a predicted model, not a curated record. Gene Ontology annotation, biological process: centriole elongation; cilium assembly. The transcript has 33 exons. Lineage: Eukaryota; Metazoa; Chordata; Actinopteri; Syngnathiformes; Syngnathidae.